GCAUGCGUGCCGCGGGGGAUGCCGGGAGCGCGCAGUGGCGGCAGCGGCGGCGACGGCAGUAGCAGCGGCAGCUACAGCGGGGACGCGAGCGGGGCGGUGACCGUGUGGGAGGUGGUCUCACUCUUGGGGAAGCUGCUGGGCACUGUCGCCGCGCUGAAGGUGGUUCUGUACCUGCUCCGGGUGUGCUUAGCGAUGGCCUGGAAAUCCGGCGGCGCCAGCCACUCGGAGCUAAUCCACAACCUCCGCAAAAAUGGAAUCAUCAAGACAGAUAAAGUAUUUGAAGUAAUGCUGGCCACAGACCGCUCUCACUAUGCAAAGUGUAACCCUUAUAUGGAUUCUCCACAAUCAAUAGGGUUCCAAGCAACAAUCAGUGCUCCACACAUGCAUGCAUAUGCACUAGAACUUCUAUUUGAUCAACUGCAUGAAGGAGCUAAAGCUCUUGAUGUAGGAUCUGGAAGUGGAAUCCUUACUGCAUGUUUUGCACGUAUGGUUGGACCUAGUGGAAAAGUCAUAGGAAUUGACCACAUUAAAGAGCUAGUAGACGACUCAGUAAAUAAUGUCAGAAAGGAUGAUCCAAUGCUUUUGUCUUCAGGGAGAGUGCAACUGGUUGUGGGGGAUGGAAGAAUGGGAUAUGCCGAAGAAGCCCCUUAUGAUGCUAUUCAUGUAGGAGCUGCAGCCCCAGUUGUGCCCCAGGCACUAAUAGACCAGUUAAAGCCUGGUGGAAGAUUGAUAUUGCCAGUUGGUCCUGCGGGUGGAAACCAGAUGUUGGAGCAGUAUGACAAGCUACAAGAUGGCAGUGUCAAAAUGAAACCUCUGAUGGGAGUGAUAUACGUGCCUUUAACAGAUAAAGAAAAGCAGUGGUCCAGGUGGAAGUGAUUUUAUCUUCUGCUCUUUCUUCUUCCACACAUGCAAGGGACGAACUGUAAAAGCAACAUCAGCUUGACCAGUAUAUAAUAUUACAGUGGAUUGCUCAUCUCAGUCCUCAAAGCUUUUGAAAAUCAACAGCAUCACAGCUUGUUUUGGACUUUCUUACACUAUUUUCAGCAUGAAAAUGUGUGGUUUUGUGGGGUUUGUAAUUCUUCAAAGAGGCACAGAAGCCAAAUUGGUAGAAGAAAGAUGCAAAUAUAAAUUUGUGUAUUAUUACUUUAACAUGCCCACGUUUUACUUUAAAUGUUAAAAGAAAGGGUUCUGCAAAAUGGAAAACAUAGUUUGUGAAUUGAUUUUGAGGAGUGGUUUUUCUUUUCUUAGACACUUAAUUCUGUUCAGAUGUUAAUUUAUCAGAUUGCUUUUGUGCAUCAGGUAACACCACCAUUCAUAAGUUAAGAUUCUUGGUUUUUGGCUGUAUGUUAGAUGCUACUAAGAAAAUAGAGAUGAGCUUCCUUUUUAAAGCUUUUGGUGUGGUGUCAUAGAAUAGCAUGUUGUAGAUACAAUCGGCUGCUUUGUUACCUUAAAACUAAGCAUUUGUAAAUAUUAAAACUUAAGAAGAUGACAGGUGAUGUCCCUUAAAACACUCAGCUGUUCAGAUUGGACAUAACUGACAUAGUUCUUCCUUUCUCUCUUUAAAAAUUCUAGGAGACUUGUAGCUCAGUAUUGUUUUUCUGUUUCUGAUUUGCUGCUCAUAAUGUGUAUGGAUUUAACAUGCUGUGUAAGCUGCGUCCUAGUCACUGAACAGUUGAUGCAGUGCUGCUUUGCCAAAUAAAGUUAAAAGUGAAAGGCACUGGCGGUGUUUGAACAUCGAAGAAUCGCGUGUCCACCAGGUGCACAAUGCCAAGAUCACAGAGAAAAGGUUGUUUCUCUGAUGCUCCAUUUUGUGAAAUCCGAGCAGGUUAAGAGCAUUAAUCUAACUGUACAUUUGUGCAAUGUGACUGCGUUUCUCAAGGACAAGAGCUACACCUCAUUUACUAUUGUUCUUUGCUUAACACAGGGCCUCUUGUAGAUGUACAAUAAAUGCUGAAUGA
Eubalaena glacialis (North Atlantic right whale) is the source of this 1958-nucleotide messenger RNA. It is a transcript of the gene PCMT1, whose product is annotated as protein-L-isoaspartate (D-aspartate) O-methyltransferase. NCBI's taxonomy places the organism in Eukaryota, Metazoa, Chordata, Mammalia, Artiodactyla, Balaenidae. Gene Ontology annotation, cellular component: cytoplasm. The record is from RefSeq and is a predicted model, not a curated record. Gene Ontology annotation, biological process: protein modification process. The transcript has 8 exons. Gene Ontology annotation, molecular function: protein-L-isoaspartate (D-aspartate) O-methyltransferase activity. The coding region runs from base 19 to 876 and encodes 285 amino acids.